Messenger RNA from Coregonus clupeaformis (lake whitefish), 3264 nucleotides. RefSeq names its product tetratricopeptide repeat protein 7B. The coding region runs from base 48 to 2588 and encodes 846 amino acids. The transcript is spliced from 20 exons. Gene Ontology annotation, cellular component: plasma membrane. The record is from RefSeq and is a predicted model, not a curated record. NCBI's taxonomy places the organism in Eukaryota, Metazoa, Chordata, Actinopteri, Salmoniformes, Salmonidae. Gene Ontology annotation, biological process: phosphatidylinositol phosphate biosynthetic process; protein localization to plasma membrane. Gene Ontology annotation, molecular function: protein binding.
UGAUGAUUCGUAGCUGUCGUGUUUUGGUCUCUUAGCGGAGUCUGAAGAUGACAGCGAGAAAGUCUGGGUCACGACUCGAGACAGAGAUAGAACGAUGCCGUUCGGAAGGGCAAUGGGACAAGAUACCAGAGCUUGUACGGCAGCUGUCUGCCAAACUAAUAUCAAACGAUGACCUGGGGGAGCUGCUUCUGGGGGAGGCCAAGCUCCAGCAGUACAUCAAGGAGAACCCCAUCAAGCAGGGGGCCAGCCCGAGGGGCCCAAGACCCAGGCUGGUGGAGGUCCACAAGCACCUGACCGCUGCCCUGGACCGAGGGAACCUCAAGCCGGAAUACAUGCAAGAGGCCAGUAUGUUAAUGGCCAAGCUGUCCUAUGUGGAGGGAGACUACAGUGAAGCCAUCAACCAGUAUGGCAAAGUGACCCUGGACGAGCUGGCGCUGGUGGGAGCCCCUGUCUACCGUCUCUCCAUGAUCGCCGAGGCAUAUGCGACCAAAGGUCUGUGUCUAGAGAAAGUCCCGGCUGCGUCUCCGUCCCUGUCCAAUCGUAACAUGGACAAAGACCAAGAAGUGAUUACCUGCUAUGAGAAGUCUGGAGACAUCGCCCUGCUCUACCUACAGGAAGUAGAGAAGGCCCUCAGUUCGGGGUUGCAGAACCGCAGUCCAAAGCCAGGCCCAGUGGCCCAAGAGCAGGAGCUGGGAUACUUCCUGGAGACUGGACUUCAGAGGGCACAUGUCAUCCACUUCAAAAACGGUAAUCUGACCCGGGGAGUGGGCCGCUUCCGGGAGAUCCUCCGAGCUGUAGAGACCAGGACCACACAGAACCUACGAAUGACCAUAGCGCGACAGCUAGCAGAGAUCCUGCUGAGGGGGAUGUGUGAGCAGAGCUACUGGAGUCCUCUGGAGGACCCUCCCAGCCAGUCCCCCCUGGACGACCCUCUACUACGCCAGGGAGCCCCCUACACCAAGGACUACGCCCUCAGCCGCAGGCCACGUGUCUACUCCGGAGAGAAUCUGUUUUGUCCACAGGAAAACACAGAAGAGGCUCUGCUCCUGUUGCUGAUCAGUGAAUCUAUGGCCAACAGAGAUGCGGUGCUGAGCAGGAUUCCGGAGCACAACAGUGACCGUAUCAUCAGUCUGCAGAGUGCCUCUGUGGUCUACGACUUGCUGACCAUCGCCCUGGGCCGACGGGGACAGUACGAGAUGCUCUCUGAGUGUCUAGAGAGGGCCAUGAAGUUUGCCUUUGAGGAGUUCCAUCUCUGGUACCAGUUGGCCCUUUCACUGAUGGCUGCAGGGAAGUCGGCCCGGGCGGUAAAGGUACUGAAGGAGUGUAUCCGUCUGAAGCCGGACGACCCAACCAUUCCCCUGCUAGCCGUCAAGCUGUGCAUCGGAGCACUCCAUUGGCUGGAGGAAGGAGAGUGUUUUGCUAAGAUGGUGGUGGACAUGGGAGAGAAGGCUUCAGAGUUCCGAGCUAAAGGUUACCUAGCCAUCGGCCUGGUGUACAGCCUCAAGGCUACAGACGCGUCCCUACGGGGGAUGCAGGAGGAGUAUCAGAGGAAGGCCCUGGGUGCAUUCCAGAGGGCCCAGAGCUUGUCCCCCACAGACCACCUGGCUGCCUUCUACCUGGCCCUGCAGCUGGCUGUGUCACGGCAGAUCCCGGAGGCGCUGGGGUACGUGCGUCAGGCUCUGCAGCUGCAGGGAGACGACGUGCACUCUCUCCACCUGCUGGCUCUGCUGCUGUCGGCCCAGAAACACUACCACGACGCUCUCAACAUCAUCGAGAUGGCCCUCAGCGAGUACCCCGAGAGCUUCAUCCUGUUGUUCACCAAGGUGAAACUGGAGACGUUGUGUCGAGGACCUGAGGAGGCUCUGCUCACCUGCAAACACAUGCUGCAGAUCUGGAAGUCCUGUUACAACCUCACCAACCCCAGUGAUUCAGGUCGAGGCAGCAGCCUGUUGGACAGAGCCAUAGCAGACCGAAGGACGCUCAAUGCCAUGACGCUGCCUGACUUCAGUGAUCCAGAGACGGGCUCGGUCCACGCCACAUCCAUGGCGGCGUCACGGGUGGAACAGGCCCUGUCAGAGGUGGCCUCCUCCAUGCAGAGCAGUGCCCCCAAACAUGGACCCCUACACCCCUGGAUGACUCUGGCCCAGAUCUGGCUCCACGCAGCGGAGGUGUACAUUGGCAUGGGCAAGCCUGCGGAGGCGACGGCCUGCACCCAGGAGGCUGCCAACCUGUUCCCCAUGUCCCACAACGUGCUGUUUAUGCGGGGCCAGGUGGCUGAGCUGCGGGGCAACGUGGACGAGGCCAAACGAUGGUACGAGGAGGCCCUCUCCAUCAGCCCCACCCACGUCAAGACCAUGCAAAGACUGGGUCUGAUCCUGCACCAGCUGCAGCGGUACAGCCUGGCAGAGAAGAUCCUUCGGGACGCGGUGCAGGUGAACUCGACGGCCCACGACGUGUGGAACAGCCUGGGGGAGGUGCUGCAGGCUCAGGGCAACGCUGCCGCCGCUACAGAGUGUUUCCUUACCGCCCUGGAGCUAGAGGCCUCCAGCCCCAUAUUGCCCUUCACCAUCAUACCACGACAACUCUGACCUGGGAGAGACGCACACACACACACACACACGCACACACAUAUUAUAUAUAUAUAUAUAUAUAUAUAUAUAUAUAUACACACACAUACACACACACACACACACACACAAGCUGCUUUAUCCCCUCCAGUGUGAAGGUGCCAAAAACCUUCCUCCUACCUACCACCUCCUGCUUUCAGGCCUCUUUGCUGUCAGAACCACCACCAACAUCCACCCUGUGAUGCCUCAGGCCCACCUCUUUCAUCCCAAUGAGAUUGGACAACUACCUCUCUCCUCUUGAGGCCAUUCAUAGGCCUAGCUAAAUGAGCUGGAGGGAGGUAGUGACCAUGGACAAAAAAAAACGAACACUGACAGAACAGAAUUCUCUAUCUGGUCCAAUAAUGUACAUCAAUGUGACUGUUGUUGCCAUGCCAACACCGAUGUGCUGUCCCCGCCCCCUAGUCUAUGCUGUGACCAAUGUAUCGUAUCCCACAAUCCCUUGCUGUGCCUGACUAUGACUCCUGCACUCCAGCCUUUAUCUAAUCUACACUGAACAAAAAUAUAAACGCAACAUGCAAAGUGUUGGUCCCAGGUAUCAUGAUCUGAAAUGAAGAUACCAGAAAUGCUUAUUUCUCUCAAAUUUGGUGAACAAAUUUGUUUACAUCCCCUGUUAGUGAGCAUUUUUCCUUUGCCAAGA